AGUUUGCGGCAUUAAUGGAAAGGGGAAGGAGGCUCGUCAGGUUCCUAUGCUGAAGGAACUAGAGGGUGGGCGGUUGAGGUACGCGGUGAAGCAGUGAGAACGGCCGGGACGGGAGGGGGGCAAGUUUGUGGGCGGCGCCUAGUCCAGGAGGGGGCGCGGCUACCGCGGGGGCGUCCCGCAGAGGCUGAGGCGGCCACGUCCCGACGCCCCAGGGUGAAGAAGCUACCCCGGGCUUGUCGCGUCCUCAGACAUGUCGGAGGUGAAAAGCCGGAAGAAGUCGGGGCCCAAGGGAGCUCCGUCCGAGCCGGGGAAGCGGAGCGAGGGCGGGAAGAGCCCCGAGGCCCGGGGCGGUGGAGGCGAGGGCUGGGUGGAUCCCCGGACCGGCGUGAGCCUGCUGUCGCUGGGGACGUGCCUGGGCCUGGCCUGGUUUGUAUUUCAUCAGUCUGAAAAGUUUACAAAGGUGGAAAGCCAAUACCAGUUACUGAAAAUAGAAACCAACAAGUUCCAAGGACUUCAAAGUAAAAUCAGUUUAAUUUCAGAAAAGCUUGAGUCUACUGAAAGUAUCCUGCAGGAAGCGACAUCAUCCAUGUCUUUGGUGACCCAGUUUGAGCAGGAAGUAUCCAGCCUCCAAAGUAUCAUGCAUGACAUCCAAAAUAGUGAAGAAUUACUCACCCAAAAAAUGAAAAGCCUUAAUGAGAAAUUCCAGAAUGUUUCAGAUUUCUGGAAAAGAACCCUAGAAGAAAUGAAUAUUAAUACAGACAUUUUCAAAUCAGAAUCAAAACACAUACAUUCUCAAGUGACUGUCCAAAUUAACUCAGCUGAACAAGAAAUAAAAUUGCUCACUGAAAGGCUUAAAGAUUUGGAAGAUAGCACACUAAGAAAUAUUAGAACAGUAAAAAGACAAGAAGAAGAGGAUCUUCUACGAGUAGAGGAGCAGCUUGGCUCUGAUACAAAAGCAGUUGAAAAGCUUGAAGAGGAACAGCAUGCUCUCUUUGCCAGAGAUGAAGACCUGACUAAUAAACUUUCCAGCUAUGAACCCAAAGUUGAAGAAUGCAAGACACAUUUGCCAACAAUUGAGAGUGCUAUUCGCUCUGUUCUCAGAGUCUCUCAGGAUCUGAUCGGGACAGAAAAAAAAAUGGAAGACUUAACUACUCAGAUGUUUAAUAUGGAAGAUGAUAUGCUGAAAGCAGUAUCUGAAAUAAUGGAGAUGCAGAAAACCCUUGAAAGAAUUCAGUAUGAUAAUAGCAUAUUAAAGAUGCAAAAUGACCUGGAUGUUCUAAAAGGAAAAGUUCAUGAUUUUAUGGUAUAUUCAAGUACAAGAGAAAAGGGAACUUUAGAAGAAUAUAAUCUAGAAAAUAAAGGAAUUGACAGUGACUUUUAAAUGCACCACAUUUAUUCUGAUGACCAUAUUGUUAUACAUAAAUUUAUUAGUUCCAUACUUCUGCAUUAUUUUGAUAUGCCUCACUUUAUCCUACAUUACACGGCCAGUAAUAGUGACAUAUCCACACCAUGAUUAUCCACAUAAUGACAGCUUAUCUGUUUAAGCAAUAAAAUUUAUUUCAUUUUAGGCAUUGUAAAUCGAAGUAUUUCCAAAAUAUAUCUCCAUCGUUUUAAAGCAA
Molecule: messenger RNA, 1619 nt
Organism: Mustela lutreola (European mink)
Lineage: Eukaryota; Metazoa; Chordata; Mammalia; Carnivora; Mustelidae
Gene: IKBIP
Product: IKBKB interacting protein
Exons: 3
Coding region: 251-1381 (376 amino acids)
Source: RefSeq, a predicted model, not a curated record